AUGGUUUCUGAAAACACUCUCUCUUCCUCUAAGCACUCUUCUACUUCUACUACUCCUAAAUUUUGUAACUCUUACACUACUAGGAUUUUUGCUGAUGUUGCUGGUGACAUUACAAUUGUUGUUGAUGGAGAGUCAUUUUUGCUGCAUAAGUUUCCUUUGGUUACUCUAAGUGGGAAGAUCCGGAGGAUGGUUGCUGAAGCCAACAAGGGUUCCAAUGUUUCAAAUUUGGAGCUCCUGAACUUUCCAGGAGAGCACCAGACAUUUGAACUUGCCAUGAAGUUCUGUUACGGGAUGAAUUUCGAGAUUACGACAUUUAACGUUGCCCGGCUGCGUUGUGCAGCUGAGUAUCUCGAAAUGACAGAAGAAUACCGGGAGCAAAACCUCAUCUCAAGAACGGACAUUUAUCUGAAUGAGUUUGUGUUUCAAAGUCUUCAGAAGUCAGUGGAAGUUCUAUCAACCUGUGAGAUGUUACCGCUGAAUAUAGUAGAGGAGAUAGAAAUUUCAAAAGGGUGUGUGGAAGCUAUUGCAAUGAAUGCUUGUAAAGAGCAAUUGGUUUCUGGUUUAUCUAAAUUAGAUUGCGAUGGUGAGUCUAAGGAACUUAAGGAGGACUUUGUGGCAUGGUGGAUUGAAGAUCUCUCGGUACUGCGUAUCGAUUUCUACCAGAGAGUUGUAUGUGCCAUGAGAAGAAUGGGAGUUAGAUCACAUAGCAUUAUAGCUUCACUGAUGCAUUAUGCUCAGUCAUCAUUGAAGGGUAUUGGAAAAUGUCAAUACUGGAAUCCAUCAAGAACAAACUCGAGUCCAACCACUAUAGAAAAGGACCAGAGGACGAUCGUCGAAACUAUUGUUAGUCUCAUGCCAACAGACAAAAGCUCUUCCAUGAUUCCCUUGUCUUUCUUGUUUGGCAUGUUAAAGAUGGCCAUUAUGUUGGGAGCCCCCAUUCCCUGUAGGCUUGAGCUUGAAAGAAGGAUAUCGUUAAGGUUGGAGAUGGUUUCGCUAGAUGAUCUUCUUAUACCGUCUCUGCAGAGUGGCGACUCCUUGUUUGAUGUAGAUACAGUUCACAGGCUACUGGUGAAUUUCUUGCAGAGGAUUGAAGAGGAGGACACAGAAGACUACGGAUAUGAAUCCGACGGGGUUGGCUCUAAUGGUCACGGUUCUUUGCUAAAAGUAGGUCAGCUUAUUGAUGCUUUUUUAGCAGAAAUUUCUCCUGAUCCUUGCUUAAGUGUACAGAAGUUUAUUGCCUUGAUUGAGAUACUUCCAGAUUAUGCCCGUGUCAUCGACGAUGGCCUUUAUAGAGCCGUGGACAUUUAUUUGAAGGCCCAUACAGCAUUAACAGAACAAGAAUGCAAGAAACUUUGCAAGUUUAUAGACUGUCAGAAGCUAUCUCAAGAAGCAUGCAACCAUGCUGCUCAGAAUGAUAGACUUCCACUGCAGAUGGUGGUACAAGUCUUGUAUUUUGAGCAGCUGCGGUUGAAAAAUGCCUUGUCAGGGAGUUCAGGAGAAGGGCUACUAUCGCAGAGAAUAAGUAGCGGUGUUCCAAGUGCAGCCAUGUCCCCAAGGGACAACUAUGCAUCUCUGCGACGAGAGAAUCGAGAACUGAAGCUGGAGAUUUCAAGAUUGAGGGUUAGGCUGAGUGAGUUAGAGAAGGAGCAAAUGUUCAUGAAACAAGGCAUGAUUGAUAAGGCAGGAAAUGGAAGAACUUUCUUUACCUCACUUUCUAAAGGAAUAGGAAGAAUUGCAAAUUUUAGCGGUCAAGGUGGAGGAAAGCAUCAGAAAUCGAGUAGGAAGGCUCGGGAGGGAAAAAAUGGUAGGAGUAGGAGAUACUCUGUCUCAUAG
Messenger RNA from Lathyrus sativus (Indian pea), 1833 nucleotides. Lineage: Eukaryota; Viridiplantae; Streptophyta; Magnoliopsida; Fabales; Fabaceae. The record is from the annotation of a GenBank genome assembly.